AUGAAAUGGGUUCAGGCUUCGAUGGAUAAUCGUCUUUGGCCUGUACGACCGCUGUAUUUUACCAUUGGAGUCACUUCAAUGGGUUUAUGUGUAAUUUCUAUCGUCACUGCGUAUAUUCCUGUGUUUUUAUUGAGACAGUUCCUAAGCUGCUUCUACUUCUCUUACAAAAGGUACUUGUUCGAGGAUCCAAAAAAGCCCUCAUUGGCCACUAAAGUCUGGCAUAUUUGUCAUAAACUGUUGCUGUUGAUUUCUCCUCCAAUUCUCAAGUCGAAUGAAAAUCUUCUGCCCAGUCCUACUGUACCGAAUCUAGAGGAAACUGUUUUCAGGUACCUCGACUCAGUUAAAAACAUCCUCAGAAAGGUAGAGUGCAUGAAAAGAAAUAAACAAGCUCAGUCGUUUUUGGAAAAUGAAGGUCGCCGUUUACAAAAGUGCGCUUGGAUCAUGUCCAUGACCUCAGACAAUUAUAUCACUCCCUUGUGGGAGAAAUACGCUUACCUCUAUAGAAGAUGUCCGUUGUUGGUGCACAGCAGCGUCGCUCACGCGGAUCUCCUGAAUGUGCCCGCCAACCGCCGGAUGACCGAGGCGUUCAUGGCGGCUCACAUCUCCUACUACGAGUGCAUGUCGCAGUUAGCCAUCGAUAGGCAAGCUGUCAAGCCGCUCGGCAAUGGUCUCGUUUGCUCAAAUCACUAUGAUAAGCUCUACAGUACAUGCCGCAUUCCUGGCGAGAGAAUAGAUAAACUGAUGAAUUACGGAAUUUCGAAACACAUCGUUGCCAUCGUUGAUGGGCGCUUCUACAAAGUCAUGUUAUGCGACGAGGAGAAUCGUAUUUACUCUAUUAAUCAGUUGGCGAAAAUCUACACUGAAAUGCUGUCCCGUGGAGAGAAAGCUCAAGGAUCGGCAAGAAAGGUUGCAGCUCUCACGGCUGACUCGCGUGACCGAUGGGCUCACAAUAGAUUGAAAUUCUUCGUGCAACACCCGGUGAACGCCGUGACGUUGCGUCAGAUCGAGUCGUAUGGUUACGAUGAUGUGAGACCUGAUUUCGAAGAGAAUCCUGACAAAAUAUCACAUUUCCUUCGAAAUAUGCUAACCGGGAACGGAAUAGAUCGCUGGGCGGAUAAGUCGCUGAAUUAUGUCGUUUCAAAAAAUGGACGAGUUCUCCAGCUUCUACAAUCGUCAUGUUGCAGGGAAUUUGGCAAAGGUCUGAUCAAAGCAUUCGGAGUCUCGCCCGACGCCUUCGUGCAGAUGGCAAUCCAACUUGCCAACUACUGGGAUCAAGAGCGCUUUGUUUUGACAUACGAAUCGGCGUCUGCUCGAUUCUAUAAGAAUUCCCGCACAGAAACUCUACGAACCGUCACCAAUGAAUCGUGCGAAUUCGUUCUUUCCAUGCUAAACGAAAGACGAUUGCGAGCUGCAUGUGCUGUGCAUACUAAAAGGAAUAAGGAGACUGGUCAAGGAAUAGAUAAGCAUCUGUUCGUGCUGUACUUACUUUCUCAAGGAUCGUUCAUUUCCAGUCCAUUCCUGGAUCAUUAUAUUGUCCAACCUUGGCUGUUGUCCACCUCGCAUAUACCGAAUGUGACAAACCAGAUUAAUGAGGACGACGAAGUAUGGAAAAGUUGGAUAGGCGCUUGCUUUGGAGCUGUCACACCACGUGGCUACGGGGUGUGCUAUCGAUUUGGAGGAAAUCACAGCAUUUUUGCUCACGUGACGAGCUAUAAAUCCGCUGAAAAUACGGAUUCUACGAGAUUCCGAUGUCACCUGAGCAAUGCCUUCCGGGAAAUGGCUAACCUUUUUUCAACAGGAACCGCCUUUUGA
Messenger RNA from Angiostrongylus costaricensis, 1812 nucleotides. The record is from the annotation of a GenBank genome assembly. Lineage: Eukaryota; Metazoa; Nematoda; Chromadorea; Rhabditida; Metastrongylidae.